AUGACCAAGUUGACCCGCAAGAAUGUAAAGUUCUUAUGGACAGAUGAUUGUGAAAAAGCUUUCCAGGAGUUAAAGCAGCGGUUGACUACAACUCCGGUGUUAACUAUACCAGUACAAGGGGAAAAGUUAGUUGUGUUUACUGAUGCAAGUGGAAUUAGGUUGGGAUGUGUAUUGAUGCAGCAUCAGAAGGUUAUAUCUUAUGCUUCUCGAUGGUUAAAACCUCAUGAGAGACGAUACCCUACUCAUGACUUAGAUUGGAAAGAACACUUGCCACUGGUGGAGUUUGCUUAUAAUAAUAGCUAUCACUCCAGUAUCAGGAUGAAACCUUUUGAGGCUUUGUAUGGGAGGCCAUGUCGAUCACCUGCUUAUUGGAUGGAGAUAGGAGAUGCGCCGUUGUUGGGGCCAGAGUUGAUGAGAAAGAUUACAGAGAAGGUCUCGUCGAUGAAUAGUAUUAUGCGGUUCGGGAAAAAGGGAAAGUUGGCACCUAGAUUUGUAGAAUCAUAUGAGAUCACUGAGAGGAUUGGUAAUGUGGCUUACAAACUAGCUCUACCACUUACUUUAGCUAUGAUUCACAACGUGUUCCACGUAUCUUUAUUGCGGAAGUGUGUGCAAGACCCUUCCCAAGCAGUAUCACCAGAUGUGUUGGAGAUUAGUGACGGUCUAACAUGA
Camellia sinensis is the source of this 669-nucleotide messenger RNA. The record is from RefSeq and is a predicted model, not a curated record. Lineage: Eukaryota; Viridiplantae; Streptophyta; Magnoliopsida; Ericales; Theaceae.